AUGAUCGACGACGACGACAAAGUAGAUAUAUACGGAUUGCUCCCCGAAGAAUCAUGGAUGGCUAUAGUAUUUCUUCUUUUCGGCACAUUUUUCCUCGCCGUUUUCACUGGUUUCUGCAGAAAGCUGUUCUCAUAUUGUACGCCAAAAUUGCAACACAUAUUGAAAUACCUCGGAUACCCUGGACUGUUCAUUGCGAUUCUGAUUCAAACGUUCAUUUUCCAACACCUUAACAAAAGACACUGCGAAAACUGGCUGAUUUUGAUGGGUGAGGGACACAAAAACGAGUUUCCGAUCUCGUUGAUCUUCUCUCAUGCUGUCGGAAUGCUCAGCUUCUCCUAUUUGUUGAUGUUGUAUAAAAGUCUUCUUCCGUGUCAAUUGGAGCAUUUGUUUUUCAAGAAUGACACGUUACAGCCAAUAAUGAUCAUCGUCGUCCUCUGUGAAUUCUUAUCCGGCGCCGCUCUUCAUAUACUUCUGAGACAGUUCAAUGGGGAUGAUGGAGCCACUGCAUUGGUCUACGCGAUCGUUUUUACAAUUACUCGCAGAGCCGCUGGAGUCCCCGCCGCUCAUCCACUCUUCUUCUUCUUCCGAUUUUUCAGCUGCGUUCUCAAAAUGCCGGUUAACGAAGGAGUCAUUGCUCUCGUAGUUCAUGUUUUCCUACCAUAUAUUGGAUGGAUAUUCGUUCCAUGGGUAUCCCGGAGCCCGUCAACUCUGAAAUCGACGUGGCUAUUAAAAUACGAGCGAAAACAAGAGCAGGCGAUGAGAGCGCAGAGAGCACUGGAAGAAGAGCAACGGAAUAAGCACUACAAUUUGAGACAGAGGAAUAACAGAGGAGGUGGCAGAAACAGAGGACGUUAA
Molecule: messenger RNA, 855 nt
Organism: Caenorhabditis remanei
Lineage: Eukaryota; Metazoa; Nematoda; Chromadorea; Rhabditida; Rhabditidae
Exons: 6
Coding region: 1-855 (284 amino acids)
Source: RefSeq, a predicted model, not a curated record